Molecule: messenger RNA, 678 nt
Organism: Arabidopsis thaliana (thale cress)
Lineage: Eukaryota; Viridiplantae; Streptophyta; Magnoliopsida; Brassicales; Brassicaceae
Product: transmembrane protein, putative (DUF3317)
Exons: 3
Coding region: 175-345 (56 amino acids)
Cellular component (GO): endoplasmic reticulum membrane
Source: RefSeq, marked reviewed
UAUAAGUGCUCUGAAGAUCACCAAACAAUCUCUCCUCACGAAGAUCUUCAGCUUCAAGGACUUUUAAAUCAUCGAAUCUCUCUGUAAGUUACGAUCUCCGACUGACUCUUACUGGGUAAAUUUCGAAAACUUGAAACUGGGUGUUUCCGACCGUCGAAUCGGAUUCGACUAGAUAUGAACUGGGUUCAACGAAAAAUCUACCUUUACAACGUCACCUUCGGGCUUUACAUGCUCGAUUGGUGGGAACGAUACCUAUUCAAUUCUUUAGUGUUAAUCUUGAUGUGGUUUAUUCUGUACAAUGGAUCUCGUUACUUUUCCGAGCUUUGCAAGAGGCAUCUUUCAUGAAACCAGGUCAUAAUCAUCACGCCAUGGAAUCGUGAAACCCACAUGGUUAUCUGAGACUUGCGCCAACAAACUCCUAUGUUCUGCUUUGCUUGCACCUCCUUCUUUGCCACGAUUCCUGAUCAUGUAAACUGUUCAUAGAUCAUUUAUUCCUAUGGUUAUUUUGGAAUGGACAUCCUUUGUUCGAUUCUAUUUCCUCCACUUCAAAUUUUUGACACAGGGCCAAACCAUAUUACUUGCAUCUUUUGAUGUUUAGAGUCCAUAACCUCAAAGUUUCCAGGUGUUUUCUCGGUACUGUUAGUAAGAGACCAUGUCCAUCAGUGUUUCUAAUGGGUU